GUUGCAAAAAAGGAUUGUAAACAUUUGUUUCUGUUUUUGUUUCUGAUUCAUAUUGUGUCAAUUAUUUGAAAGAAACUGUGUAGGAACACGUGAGCUUGAUUAUUAUAACGUAAUAAAAUACAUUUAAUUAUAUAAACAGGGAAAGAUUUAUUUUCAAACAUUACAAUUGAAUCUGCUUUUAAUUGGUAUUUAUUAUCUUUGUUCAGUACAGCAAUAAUAAGUCUGUCUUUUGCUAAUCCUAAAAUAUUUAUUUAUUCAAAAUAAAUAAUUAUUUUGACAAUAAUAAUCUGUAUUAAACCCAUUAGGUAAAAGAAAAUGAAGUUUACAGUUCGUCCUAUUGAUUUACCCAGUUGUAAUUUGAGAAUAGGUAAAUUGAGUGAAAUCAAGAGAAUUCCAAACACAGUUCUUCUAACACCCCUUCUUCUCCUUUAUUCCAAGGGAGGAAGUGUAACACACAUGACACGUGAAGUCCUUGAAAUGGUUACAGACAUUUCUUCACAAGCGGUGCAUAUUCCAUUGUCAAACAGUGCUCAGUGUUAUAAUGGAGUUAAACACUUUAAAGAGGGAAUUUCCAGCUUUGCUGGUCUACAUGAGUGUUUAUCAUACUGCUCAGUACAAGACCCUGCGGAAGCAACUAGAGUGGGCUACAAUGAGAAAACUAGCAUAACAAUUUGGACUCACACUGGUAGGAAACAGCUUACAGCAGAUAAGUACAUGGAUAUGAUGGAAGCAUUCAGGCCAGACAUGUACCAAGCACUUUGUGAUGGAGAUACUAAUACAGAAAGCUCCCGGAAGAGAAGCCAGAAAGCGGUGGAUGUAUCGACUAGUUUGUUCCUAUCAUGUGCAGACAGGCACACAAAGUCACAGAGCCUGAAGGACAGUGCAUUGCUUGCUACAGUAGAGGGGGGAUAUGACCUGGAAGCUAGGCGUCAGUCAGCACAGAUGUUCAGCCGCCAUCCCUUGGUUCAAGGGUUUGUCAUCGAUGGACUUCAUAACAACGGCAUGGCUGUGGAACAGAUGAGUUAUGACACCAUCCGGCCAGUCAUCACGGAAACAUUGAAAUACUUGCCUGAAGAUAAACUACGAGUUCUGCACGGUUGCUGGAGACCAGAUGUUGUGUUAGAGCUAGUCCAAGCAGGUAUCGAUGUGUUCGACUCCUCUCUUGUAUACUUGGCUGCUGAGCGUGGGUGUGCAUUUACUUUCACCUACCAUGCUUGCCCUCAUCCAGUGUUAUCAAAUGAGGACCAGUGUAGUAGAGUGAUUGAGGAAGAACAAAAAGAGAAUGGAUGCAUUAAGAACGUUACACAGAACUGUAAGCCAGAUGACAUGCAGACCAAGACCUGUAAACGUAUUACCGACUAUGAGAUGAAUCUCAAUGACAAAAUAUAUUUUGAUGACCUGAGCCCCAUAAUGCGAGAUUGUAAGUGCCUGGCUUGUACUAAACACACAAGAGCUUAUAUCCACCAUCUGCUCAACACCAGAGAGAUGCUGGCAUCCGUUCUGCUUAUGAUCCAUAACCUCCACCACUAUCAGAAGUUCUUUGAGGCAAUUCGAGAGAAUGGAAAAAAAGGUCAGCUGUUGGCCAUAAACUGUCACCCAAGUUAGCAUGAAGCAUGCGGUACUUGAGUUACCUUUUAAGUAUUGAACAGUCUGUAAUUCCUAUUUUUUACUUUUUUGAACAAUAGAGAUAGUUUAUUUAUAGUUGUAGGUAGUAGUAGUGACUUUCUCCCUUGUAUCUGGUGUAGGAGGAAGAAUUCCGAUGAUUUGAAGAGUAAGGUUUUGUCUUCAGAGGAAAUAUCCACCCGAUUAACAUUUUGUUUUGUGAAAAUAAUAGUAUUCAGUUUUUGGUAAGGUUAUAUCGCCAAAACUACAAACCAAUAAAUGAAACGAGGCUGACCAAAUUUUGUUCAUGGUUAUUUUAUUGUUAGGACAUUUUUAUUUUGGAACUUUUUAAUCCAAAACCAUAUUUUUUUUUAAUAUCCAACAUUUUGUUAAAACCAGAGACGGAUAAUAAAAAGUAGACUGUCAUUCCAUGUGGGAGAAGUUGUGCUAAGUCGGUGUCAGCCAAAUUGUUGUAGUGUUGACAGCCCACCCUAGAUUGUGCUGUGCUGGCGUUCCCUCUACCCUGAACUUCCUCAUCCCUUGCCCCCACCCUCCCCCACACUACCUUGCUCUUCCCUCCCCAUCUUCACUCCACAGCUUGUGUUAUGGCUAGAUCUUCUAGAGUGAACUAUAGUUGCACUGUUCUCGCCAGCCUCCAAUUUCAAUAUAUGAUUACGUCUGCUUCUAUUAUUGGUCUCUGGUUGAAACAGCCUGAACAAUUUUGAAACCAAGAACUGUGUGGGAUGUAUCGCUUUGAGUUUGAACCACUGACAAAAACUUAAUUUAGUACAAUCUAGCAGAAAUUGAAAUUGCCAAAAACUUUAUAAGAAUGUUUUCUUGUAAUGCAUACAUAAUGGGAGAAAGAUUUCAACAAUAUUAUGUGGCACCAAUUAUUUUUAUUAUUGUACCCUAUAUAGAUACUUGUAAUGUGUAAGAAGAAACAUGUGCAUUUUGUUAAGGUAAAUAAUAACUGUGCACAGAGGAAUUUGUACAAUUCAUGAAAUAAUGAAUGUGUGUAGUUAUGACCAAAGAAUAAAUCUUUGGCUGUGUUUAUUAGAGACUUUUAAUUAAUUAACUAUCUUUAAUUAAAUACUCUUAGCCGGUGAAAGACAAUUACCACAAAAUACCAUAUAGUAUAUAACAAAUGGACUUUCUAUUUUGUGGAGAAAAGUUUUGGUAUCAAUAAAAGUUCAAUUAAUGUACUAAAUACUUCACAAAAACUAAUUGACUGUUGGAAAAAAUCAUAACUAUAUAACAACAAUAUUAUAACCAUAAUAUACUGUUCCUAACUUAAAAUAGUUUAAGUAAAUAUUUAUUUAACAUUUAGUGAUAGUGUCAAAUAUACAGUUAUCACAUGUUGGACUGUAUUGUUUUCUGUGUUAUAAUUGUUUGUCUGACCAUAUAUUAUGCGAUUUAGCAGAGGAUCGUAGAAAUUCUUCUCGUGGGUUCCUUUGUGCCUAAGUGCAGUGGCCUGAUUUCUCUGUUUCUUUUCAUUUAUAAUUUCUCACUGAUUCACUGUGGCUUGUCAUAUCAUCUAUUUAGAACAGUAAAAAAGAUCAGAACAAAAUAUUUUUUAACGGCCGUAAGCUUUUACAAAAUUUUUUUGUAGCACAAUUUUUUUGCUUAACCACUUAAUUUUAUUUUUGGUUUGUUUACAUUUUUUGUUACAUUUGUCUUAUAUACAAACUUAUGUUUACAUAGUGGUGGAUGUGAUAUUUAUGGGUUGCAAGUGAUCAUUAGGUAAUAAACAUUGUGCUACUAGUGAUUGUGUAGAAUGACGCAAUAAUUAUUUCAGAUGAAUUUUUAACAGAGAUUUUUAUGAAUGUAGUAAGUGACAAGUUUGUGAUGAUGCCUUCCCUUAGUAUUCAGUUAAAAAAUACUAACAAAAUAUUUAUUUUCCAUUAUAUUGUUUAUUAUUAAUAUACAUUUUUUAAGUCAAAAAGUUUUAUUUAAUUAAAAAAAGUGUAAUUUUUCUCUCUCUGUCUAUCUAGCAAAUGUAAAUAUAUAUAUAUAUAUAUAUAUAUACAAACAAAGGGAAUUUAAAAAUCCAAUUUUGUCACGAAUAUUAAAAACACGAUCUAUAAAAUUGAACUACAGAGCUAUUCUUCCUAUCAUACUAUAUGGAAGUAAACAGUAUAACCCUUAAUAGUAUUUAUAUAUAUUCAACAUAGAUUUUAUCUUUACUAUAUAAAUGUCAAUGCUGUUCAAAUGUUUUUGUUAAUGUUGUUAUUUUAAAAUAGUUAUUUUUGUGUAUUGUAUCUUGUGAUGUGUAAGGCAAGGCAGAAAUCAGUAUAAAAUAGACAUUUUUUGUAUAAAAUGUUUAAAUAUUCAAGACUUUAUUAACAAAAAUUUUUAAAACAAAAUAAUAACCCUACAUUAUUGGAACAAAUAUUUGAAUCAUUUGUACAUUUCUAUUGCAAUCCUUUGUAAUAGUAUAAUGCAAGUAUGACAAGCUCACAAUAAAAAUAUCCUUAUGAAGGCACCAAAGCUUAUGUUGAGAAUGCCAUUGGAUAUUUAUUCAUCAUUUUGAUCUUUCAUCUAGAAUAACUUUCAUUUAGAAUAACUUUCGUCUAAAAUAAGAGAUAAAUGAAACAUAUAUGAUUCAACUGAAAUAUUGAGAAUAAGAUACCGAGCAAUUAAUUGAUAUAUGAUGAAUAGAGUAAAGCCAAUUGUAAUUACAAAACCCACAACUCCCUUACAAUAUUUUAAUCUUAAUUUAUUUUUAUUUAAUUACGUGAGUAACAAAUCUUUUUUACGGUAACAACUGCCUUACACUUAUAUAGUGUUUUAUUAUAUACUUAUUAAUUUUAGUUUCAAAACGUAUAAAUUGUUUAUAAUAAGGUUUUUCUGUUACUAUACAGUGCAUACUUUAUUUUAAUCAUGCUAAAAAAUAAAAUAAAAUAAAAUGUUUUUUUAGUAUAUGUUUACAUAAUCUUGGAAAACCACAUAACAUAUAAGUAAGAGCUCAUAUUAUGCAUUUUAUAAAACAUAAUGAAUAAACUUGACAUGUUUUCAGAAAAUUUGUUAUUUGAUUAGUUGCUAUUAAAAUGUAUGAAUACUUUUCAUUUCUGUAUCUGAAUGGUUAGAAAAUGAGUUAGACUGUAAUUUAGAUACAGAAUUUAGUAUAAUAAUAGGUUGUAAGUCAAUAAAUCUGUGAAUUAUCUGUACAAAUUAGGUUAAAGAUAAGUUUUAGUUUGGCCAGUAUGUCAUUUGCAAAUUGUGAUUUCUUUGGAAAUAAAACAAUAUAAACACUA
This is a messenger RNA of Homalodisca vitripennis (glassy-winged sharpshooter), 4856 nucleotides long. Its product is annotated as queuine tRNA-ribosyltransferase accessory subunit 2. The transcript has 9 exons. The coding region runs from base 316 to 1605 and encodes 429 amino acids. The record is from RefSeq and is a predicted model, not a curated record. Gene Ontology annotation, molecular function: tRNA-guanosine(34) queuine transglycosylase activity. NCBI's taxonomy places the organism in Eukaryota, Metazoa, Arthropoda, Insecta, Hemiptera, Cicadellidae.